AUGCAGCAGUUGGUUUUGAAGGUCCUCUGUGCCACUCUGCUGCUUAUUGCAGUGGUGCCCUCUGUAUACUCACAGUCAGAUUGUUCCCAAGCUGAGUCAUGUGACUUAUGUGUUGGAGACUCCAUGCUCAACUUGACAGGCUGCGUCUGGAAGCUUUGUCCAGGUAAUGAUACAGGCAUGUGUAUGAAUGAUGAGGGCAACGCGGAAGACAGUGCGAUGAACUGUAGCUGGACCAGAGUGUCUGAACUGUGUGCAGUUGUAGAGAAUGUUGCAGAAGGAGGAAGUGAAGGUGACUCAGGCAACCCAAAAUCAACCUCUGAGUUCUCCCAGGCCAAGUUUGACAUGUCCAGCUUCAUCGGAGGCAUCAUACUUGUGCUAUGCCUGCAAGCUGGCGGAUUUUUGGCCAUGCGCUUCCUCAAAUCCAAAGAACAGAGCAACUAUGACCCCAUGUGA
Scomber japonicus (chub mackerel) is the source of this 453-nucleotide messenger RNA. RefSeq names its product CD164 sialomucin-like 2 (gene cd164l2). The coding region runs from base 1 to 453 and encodes 150 amino acids. NCBI's taxonomy places the organism in Eukaryota, Metazoa, Chordata, Actinopteri, Scombriformes, Scombridae. The transcript is spliced from 5 exons. Gene Ontology annotation, cellular component: cytoplasmic vesicle. The record is from RefSeq and is a predicted model, not a curated record.